Messenger RNA from Vicia faba (fava bean), 1095 nucleotides. The record is from the annotation of a GenBank genome assembly. NCBI's taxonomy places the organism in Eukaryota, Viridiplantae, Streptophyta, Magnoliopsida, Fabales, Fabaceae.
AUGGACUUCUCCAAGAAGCGCAAAACAGAAGGAAACGGCGACGCCAAUUCUCCUCCUCCCUCCAACGACACCGCCGCCGUCACAUCAACCCUCACCCCAGAAGACAUCCACAAGAUUCUCCAGCCCUUCACGCAAGACCAGCUACUCGACCUUCUUAAGUCCGCCGCCCUCCAACACCCCAAUGUCCUCGACGCCGUACGCUCCGUUGCCGACCGUGAUACCUCACGCCGGAAGCUCUUCGUCCGCGGCCUCUCAGGCGAUACCACCAGUGAGACGCUCCGUGCUGUAUUCGCUACGUACGGUGACCUGGACGAAGCAAUCGUUAUAUUCGACAAAUCGACUAGCAGGUCUAAGGGAUACGGCUUCGUUGUUUUCCGACAUGUCGACGGUGCAAUUCUUGCCCUAAAGGAGCCGAGCAAGAAGAUAGAUGGGAGGAUGACGGUGACGCAGCUUGCAGCGGCGGGUGCGGGUUCUACAGGCGGGGAUGUAUCUGCUCGUAAGGUAUUUGUAGGUAACGUUCCUUUUGAAGUGUCAGCAGAGAGUCUAUUGAGCGAGUUUUCCAAGUACGGUGAAAUCGAAGAGGGGCCGUUAGGGUUUGAUAAAGCUAGUGGGAAAACAAGAGGCUUUGCUUUCUUUGUGUAUAAAACCGAAGAGGGUGCAAGGAAUUCACUGGUGGAGUCUGUCAAAACCGUUGAUGGUCACCAAGUGAUUUGCAAGUUGGCUGUGGAUAACAAGAAGCCGAAACCCGGGAAUCAAAACCCAUCAGGUUUUCCGGUGGAUAAUUCUAACUCUAAUUAUCAUGCUCCUAAUGCAGCAAUGAUGCCGCAGUAUGGUGCUCCUCCUAAUGCUUAUGGGCAACCGCCUUAUGGUAAUCAGGUUCCUUCUGGUGGUGGGUAUGGACCAGGAAUUGGUGCAGGUGCUCCUCAGUACGGCGGUCCAGUUCCUGGACCCGGGCCUGUUAACGGUCCAAGGCCGCAUCCUCCCUCUGUUGGUGGAUAUCCGGAUGGUUCACAGUAUGGUUACCCGCAACAGCCUAUGCCGAUGCAGAGACCCCCUAACGGAGGAAUGUACCAAGGCGUGCCACCUUAUUAUUGA